This is a messenger RNA of Cyclopterus lumpus (lumpfish), 1439 nucleotides long. RefSeq names its product NSE4 homolog A, SMC5-SMC6 complex component (gene nsmce4a). Bases 142 to 1197 code for a protein of 351 amino acids. The record is from RefSeq and is a predicted model, not a curated record. Gene Ontology annotation, cellular component: Smc5-Smc6 complex; nucleus. NCBI's taxonomy places the organism in Eukaryota, Metazoa, Chordata, Actinopteri, Perciformes, Cyclopteridae. The transcript has 11 exons. Gene Ontology annotation, biological process: DNA repair.
GCAUGUACUCGCGCGCGGUUACGUCGUUCACACAACUGGGUUUGCUAGCUAACAUCAGCUAACGUUUGCUCAAAUCAAAGGUUCACUGAAAGGAACUAAAACGAGAUCAACACCUCGUCCACUAACCGCCUGACGUUAGAGAUGAAGAGGGCCAAAGGAGGUGGCGAUGAGGACGGUCCCCGGCAGAAUGGCGCUGCUGGCCGAAGGAAAGGAGAACAACAGAAAAGUGACGCGGAUGAUGGCGACUGUGACUUCGGCGCAGGCGACCUGCAAGAAGACGACAAUGACCCGGGACUCAGGAGAGAGAUACGGAGCAAGUACCGAGACCUCAUCAACUCCGUGCAACAGAAUAGAGAAGACAUGCUGAGACCCUCCAACAACAAGCUCACAGAAGUUUUGGAAGAGGCGAACAAACUUUUUAAAGAUGUGCGGCAGGCGAGAGAAGCAGCUCUGGAUGCCCAGCUCCUUGUUGUGGCCACAGAUCUGGGGAAGGAGAAAGCCAGUCAGCUGUUCGCUGAGGGCACUGCUUUUGAUCCCACUGCUUUUGCCGAGCAUCUUCUGUCCUUCAUGGGUCUCAACCGACUAGAAGACGGGGAGGACGAGCAGCAGAACGGAGGGGCAGUUGACGGCUACCUGCCCCAGGAUGCGUGGCACAGAGUGGCCCGGAGAGCACAGUGCUGUGUCAGGGCAGCACCCUCCUUCCACUACAUGAUGGGUUCGUUCCACGCGGAGCCGCCGCCUCCGAAGCAAAGGACAGAACGGCAAAGGAAGGCCCCUGGAAAGGAAGCCAAAAGGAUAAUGCCUACUCAGCUGAAGAGAAUGGAAGGCUCCCAUCAAGAAGCGACGGAGAAAGAGGUGGAAAGGAUCCUGGGAUACCUGAAGAGUUAUUACCAAGAUGAUCCAACAUCACCGAUUUCAUAUUACGAGUUCGUCAUCGACCCCAACUCGUUUUCCCGGACAGUUGAGAAUAUUUUCCACACGUCUUUUCUAAUCAGGGAUGGGUUGGCACGGAUGCAUAUGGAUAAUGCCAAAUUGCCUUGUAUAGCACCCGUAGAGGAGGGAGAGGUGGAAGCUGGAGGAUCACUCAGCCGUAAACAAUGCAUCGUCUCUAUCAGCCCCAAAAUAUGGAAGGAGCUUAUAGAGGCCUUCGACAUCAAAGACACAAUGAUUCAGCCUCUAAACACACAUAAUGAGUGAUGGACCCUGCCACUUUUCAUUAGAUGACACGGAACAUGGUUUUUAGGUGUGUAAAUGCUUUUUUAAGUUGUAUAAAUAAUACAGACAAAUUCUUCAACAUUUUCAAAUGCCAAAUUUCAGUUUGUAUCACUCUUGUAAACGCAUAGCACAGUGAUACUCAGUUGUACAUUUUAUUUUUAUUUCUACUUUUUAUCAUUUUUAACAGUUUUAUUAAUAAAAAGAGGAAUGAGAGAAAGCUUGUA